GAUGGUUCUGAUUAAAGAAGAAGCUCCUGAAGAAUGGGGGCCUGGUGUGGACCCGCAGGACCCAGAGUCCCUCCACAUCAAGGAGGAAGAAAUCUGGACCAGUCUGAAGGCAAAGGAGCUCAGUGUGAAGGAGGAGAAUGAUGUCACAGAGUUUACACUAACUGCAGGUCCUUUGAAGAGUGAGGAUGAUGAAGAGAAACCUCUGUUCUUCCAGCUUCAUCAGCACCAAGUGGAGGACGGAGAUCUUCCAAGCAGCUCAGCUGAUCAGAGGACAUCGGCUGGUGGAGGAGAGGACUUUGGAGGAACAGAAACCAUCAGUAACCCAGAUCUGAAUACUCAUGAAGAUGGUUCAUGCUCUUCAGAGACUGAAGUCAGUGAGGAUGAUGAUGAUGAUGAUAAGAAUCCUGACUCUCAGCGUAAACUCUUGUCAGACUCCAAGGAGAGCAGUGAUUGUGAGUCAGCUGGAAACACUGUCGGCUGCUCUGACAAGGGGUCUCUGCAGAAACGUGUGACAGGAUCAAAGACUUCACCUGGUGUUUUUGAUCAAACAAGACCAAACUCAUUUAGGUGUGACACCUUUGGCAAAACACUUUCCAGAAAAGAACAUCUAGAAACACGCACAAAAGUUCAUACAGGAGAGAAACCAUUUACAUGUGGUUUCUGUGAGCAAGGUUUCACCCGGAAGGCAGAUUUAAACAAACACAUGAAAAUCCACACAAAACAAAAACCAUUUGUUUGUGACAUUUGUGGUAAAGGGUUUAUGCAAAAGUCACGUGCAAACAGACACAUGAAAACCCACACAAGAGAGAAAUCAUUCGUUUGUCCUCUUUGUGGACAAAAUUUUAAUGAAAAUACAUCCUUAAAGAAACACGUGAGACUGCACAAAGGAGGAAAACCUUUUGCUUGUGAUGUUUGUGGACAAAGUUUUAGCCGAAAGACAAAUGUAAAUAAUCACAAGAGAAUCCACACAGGAGAGAAACUGUUGGCAUGCGGUGUUUGCAGAAAAAGUUUUACAAAAAAGGCUAAUUUAAAUUCACACAUGAAAGUUCACACUGGAGACAAACCAUUUGUUUGUGGUCUUUGCGGACAAAGAUUUACACAAAACUCUAGUUUAAAGAUGCACAUGAGAAUUCACACAGGACAAAAACCAUUUGGUUGUGGUGUUUGUGGACGAAGAUUUAACAGACAGGGUAAUUUAAAGACUCAUGUGAGAAUCCAUGCGGGAGAGAAACCAUUUGUUUGUGCGGUCUGUGGACAUGGCUUUAAUGAAAAGGUGCAAUUAAACAGACACCUGAAGAUUCACACUGGAGAGAAACCAUUUCUUUGCGAUGUUUGUGGACACGCUUUUAGCCAAAACUCUGGUUUGAUUUCACACCUGAGAAUGCACACAGGACAAAGACCGUUUGCUUGUGGAAUUUGUGGACAAAGUUUUAAGCAUAAAAUAAGUUUAAACAGACACCUGACAAUCCACCCAGGAACUAAAACGGUUAUUUUCUAUGAGUCAUAAAACAGACUGUGACGUCAGCUUGAUCUGAAAACAAGGACAGACUAGACAUGGGUUUUUACGAUGUAAAAACAAGUGUAGCAUGUCUUUUUUUUUUUUUUUUUUUUUUUUUUGG
Molecule: messenger RNA, 1619 nt
Organism: Austrofundulus limnaeus
Lineage: Eukaryota; Metazoa; Chordata; Actinopteri; Cyprinodontiformes; Rivulidae
Product: zinc finger protein OZF
Exons: 1
Coding region: 2-1507 (501 amino acids)
Biological process (GO): regulation of transcription by RNA polymerase II
Molecular function (GO): RNA polymerase II cis-regulatory region sequence-specific DNA binding; DNA-binding transcription factor activity, RNA polymerase II-specific
Source: RefSeq, a predicted model, not a curated record